AUGUCCUUUGCCCUGAGCGCCUUUGGCAACUACGACCGCUCAGCCCAGACGGGUGGCGUACCAGCCCUCCACCGGACCACGUCGCGCGACGUCAACGAGGACUCGGAAAUGGGUCUCGACCGCAGCCUCUCCGCCGAGGGCAAGAUGGCAGCAGCAGAUGCCGAGCACUCGGAAAAGAAUGACGAAACCUCCAAGGCCCAGUCCCGGGGCAAUGAUACCUCGGACAGCGAUGGAGAUGAAGUAGUCGAGGUCGCCCGCCGCGAGUCUAUGGUCCAGACCCUGGCGCGCAAGUACUCCAACGUCUCGGGCGUCGUCCAGGGCGGUAACCCUUUCGCGAUCGCCUCUGACGACCCAGACAGCCCGCUGAACCCCAACGGCGAGAAGUUCAGCGCCCGCGCCUGGGCCAAGACCGUGCUCGAUCUCGUGUCCAAGGAGGGCAAGUCGUUCCGAACCAGCGGCAUCGCCUUCCAGAAUAUGAAUGUCUUCGGUUUCGGCGCCGGCACCGAUUUUCAGAAGGACGUCGCCAACAUAUGGCUGGAUGUGGCAGACGGCGUGCGCUCCAUGUUUGGCGGGAGCAGGAAGAGGAGGAUAGACAUCUUGCGGCAGUUCGACGGCGUCGUCAACUCGGGCGAGAUGCUGGUCGUGCUGGGCCCGCCCGGCUCAGGCUGCAGUACCUUCCUCAAGACCAUUUCAGGCGAGAUGAACGGCAUUUACCUGGAGGACGAGGUCUACCUCAACUACCAGGGCGUCUCCGCGGCCGAGAUGCACAAGGACCACCGUGGCGAGUGCAUCUACACCGCAGAGGUCGACGUCCAUUUCCCCAUGUUGACGGUUGGCGACACCCUUACCUUCGCUGCCAGGGCACGCGCCCCCCGCCAGAUCCCAGGCGGUGUGCCCAAGAACGUCUUCACCAAUCACGUGCGCGACGUCGUCAUGGCCAUGUUUGGUAUCUCUCACACCAUCAACACCCGUGUCGGCAACGAGUACGUGCGCGGUGUGUCGGGCGGUGAGCGCAAGCGUGUAACCAUCUCCGAGGCUGCUCUGUCGGGCGCCCCCCUGCAGUGUUGGGACAACUCGACUCGUGGCCUUGACUCUGCCAACGCCAUCGAGUUCUGCAAGACCCUGCGCCUGCAGUCGGAGCUCUUCGGCAGCACCGCCUGCGUCUCCAUCUACCAGGCACCACAGUCCGCGUACGACCUGUUCGACAAGGCUGCUGUGCUGUACGAGGGCCGGCAGAUCUUCUUUGGCCGCGCCGACGCGGCGAAGCAGUACUUUAUCAAUCUGGGUUUCGAGUGCCCUGCCCGCCAGACCACGCCCGACUUUUUGACGUCCAUGACGAGCCCGCAGGAGCGUAUCGUCAGGCCUAAUUUCGAGGGCAAGGCGCCGAGAACACCUGACGAAUUUGCCGAGUGCUGGAAGAACAGUGCAGAGUACAAGCAGCUGCAGGCCGAGAUCGAGGCGUAUAAAACGGAACACCCCAUCGACGGACCUGACGCGGAGGCGUUCCGUGCGCACAGGCGUGCUCACCAGUCCAAGAACAACCGCUCCAAGUCGCCAUAUACUCUGGACUACUGGCAGCAGGUCAAGCUAUGUCUGUGGCGUGGCUGGAAGCGGCUGAUGGGUGACCCGAGUCUGACGAUCGGCGCCCUCAUGGGAAACACCACCAUGGCUCUCAUCAUCUCCAGCGUGUUUUUUAACCUCCAGAUGACCACGUCGAGUUUCUUCCAGCGUGGAGCCCUGCUCUUCUUUGCCUGUCUUAUGAAUGCCUUUGCCUCUGCUCUCGAGAUUCUUACGCUGUACGCGCAAAGACCGAUUGUCGAGAAACAUGCCCGCUACGCAAUGUACCAUCCGUCCGCCGAAGCCGUCGCCUCGAUGUUGUGUGAUUUGCCGUACAAGAUAGGAAACACAAUCGUGUUCAACCUGACACUGUACUUCAUGGCAAAUCUGCGCCGCGAACCGGGGGCUUUCUUCUUCUACUUGCUCACCUGUUUCCUCGCCACCAUAGCCAUGUCCAUGAUGUUCCGAACCAUUGCGUCCUCUUCACGAACGUUGUCGCAGGCAAUGGUGCCGGCAGCUAUCAUCAUCCUGGGUCUGGUCAUCUUCACAGGCUUCGUCAUACCUAUCGAUUACAUGCUUGACUGGUGCCGCUGGAUGAACUACAUCGAUCCCUUGGCGUAUGCUUUCGAGGCCGUCAUGGUGAACGAGUUCCACAACCGCAACUACACCUGUACGGCAUAUGUGCCCAGCAUCGAGUUCCCGGGUUACAAUGACGUUGGACCGCUCAAUCACGUCUGCUCGGCCGUCGGCUCGGUGGCGGGCCUGGACUUUGUCAACGGCGACGCCUACAUUAACACUGCCUUCAGCUACUACCACUCCCACAAAUGGCGCGACAUUGGUAUUCUGAUUGGGUUCAUCAUUUUCUUCCUCUUCACCUACAUGAUCACCGCCGAGUUCGUUUCCGAGAAGAAGUCCAAGGGUGAGGUCCUGGUCUUCCGCCUGGGCCAGAAGCCUGCCUUCUUGAAGGAACAAAAGGGUGAUGCUGAGGGAGGCAAGACACUCGGUGGACCCGUGGUUGCUGCCCGCGCCGACGAUGGGACGGACUCUGACAAGCAACCUGGGUUCCUCGAGCAGCAAAGGAGCGUGUUCCACUGGAAGGAUGUCUGCUAUGAGGUCAAGAUCAAGAACGAGACGAGACAGAUUCUGGACCACGUGGACGGUUGGGUCAAGCCUGGCACCUUGACCGCCCUCAUGGGAGUGAGUGGUGCCGGCAAAACGACACUGCUCGACUGCUUGGCCGACCGGACGUCUAUGGGAGUCAUCACUGGGCAGAUGCUGGUCGACGGGCACCCGCGCGACGCCUCUUUCCAGCGCAAGACGGGCUACGUGCAACAGCAAGAUCUCCAUCUGCAGACCACCACCGUCCGCGAGGCCCUCAACUUCAGCGCCCUGCUGCGCCAGCCCCCACAUGUUCCCCGCGAGGAGAAGCUUGCCUAUGUCGACGAGGUCAUCAAGCUGCUGGACAUGCACGAGUACGCGGACGCCGUUGUUGGCGUGCCGGGUGAGGGUCUCAAUGUCGAGCAGCGCAAGCGACUGACUAUUGGUGUGGAGUUGGCUGCGAAGCCUCCUCUGCUACUCUUCGUGGAUGAGCCUACCUCAGGCCUGGACUCACAGACCAGUUGGGCCAUCUUGGACCUGCUCGAAAAGCUCACCAAGAGCGGCCAGGCUGUUCUUUGCACCAUCCAUCAGCCUUCGGCCAUGCUCUUCCAGCGUUUCGACCGUCUGCUCUUCCUCGCGAGGGGUGGCAAGACAGUCUACUUUGGCGACAUCGGCAAGAACUCCCAGACCAUGAGCGCCUAUUUCGAACGCAACGGCGCCCCUCCAUGCCCGCCAGAGGCCAACCCCGCAGAGUGGAUGCUCGAGGCGAUCGGUGCCGCGCCUGGAUCGGAAUCGGAUAUUGACUGGUUCAAGACCUGGAGGGAGUCGCCUGAGUGUGCCAGUGUCCACCAGGAACUGCAGCGCCUCAAGGACGCCGGUGCCAAGACCGGGGCCGAGUCCAGCCCCGUCCACGACAAGUCCAGCUACCGUGAAUUUGCCGCCCCGUUCAGCGCGCAGCUGCGCGAGGUCCUGACUCGAGUAUUUUCGCAAUACUGGCGCACGCCUUCGUACAUCUAUUCCAAGGCCGCUCUCUGCAUCUCCAUCUCCCUGUACAUUGGUCUUGUCUUUCUCAACGCACCCAACUCGAUCCAGGGUCUCCAGAACCAGAUGUUCGCCAUCUUCAACAUCCUCACCGUCUUUGGCCAGCUCACGCAGCAGCAGAUGCCCCACUUCGUCGUGCAGCGGGACCUCUACGAGGUUCGCGAGCGGCCUUCCAAGGUCUAUAGCUGGAAGGUGUUCAUGCUGUCCCAGAUCAUCGUCGAGCUCCCCUGGAACACGCUCAUGGCGGUCUUCAUGUUUGUGUGCUGGUACUACCCGGUCGGCCUCUACCGCAAUGCGGAGGCGGCCGGCCAGGUGCACGAGCGCGGGGCGCUGAUCUUCCUCUUCCUCUGGGCGUUCCUGCUCUUCACCUCGACGUUUACGGACUUUAUCAUCGCGGGCUUCGAGACGGCCGAGGCCGGCGGCAACAUUGCCAACCUCAUCUUCUCGCUGUGCCUGAUUUUCUGCGGUGUGCUCGCUACGCCCUCGACCUUCCCGCGUUUCUGGAUUUUCAUGUACCGGGUAUCGCCUUUCACGUACCUGGUGUCGGGCAUGCUGUCGGCGGCCGUGGCCAACACGGACGUGGUGUGUGCGGCCAACGAGUACCUCACGUUCCAGCCGCUGUCGAACCUGACGUGCGGCGAUUAUAUGGAGCCAUACAUUAAUGUAACGGGCGGAUAUCUAACGAACGCGAACGCGACCAGCGACUGCCAGUUCUGCUCGAUCAGCGAGUCUAACGUGUACCUGACCGGCAUUUCGACGAGCUACGGCGAGCGAUGGCGCAACUUUGGCAUCAUGUGGGCCUUCAUCAUCUUCAAUAUCUUUGCGGCCUUGGGACUGUACUGGUUGGCCAGAGUGCCCAAGGGAAGGAAGGUCAAGCAGGAGUAAUUUCCAAGGGGGAGAAACGUCAAAGGAAGUUUUUUUUCUUUUUAUUCAAAAGGCGGGCGGGGGGUGAAGAUUCCGCCAUGACAUGCCCAGAUCGAGUGAAGAGAGAAAGUCCUUCACGAUCCAUGAUCCAUAUGAAGAAAAGAGAGGGAGAAACAUUUUUAUCUAAUGAGGCAAAUCAUGAAUUGAAGGGCCCUUCUGAACGAUUGGGUUCUCUUGCUCUUCUUAUCUCCCUUAUAUAUCUAUAUAGUUUUUUUAUUUUUGCUUGUUUCCAAUGUAGCAUAAUGAGGUCCAAGGAAGCAUGGACGUAGCAUAGAUGGGAUGAAGUGGUAUAGACUUGGGAAGUGGUUGCUUGGACUGGAGUUCAGGAAAAUAUCAAUUCAAUAAUCGCCCAUCAUUGUUGUACUUGAUGAAUUCAUUCAACAUUACUACUUCAG
Messenger RNA from Cryphonectria parasitica EP155, 5015 nucleotides. Its product is annotated as ABC transporter CDR4. NCBI's taxonomy places the organism in Eukaryota, Fungi, Ascomycota, Sordariomycetes, Diaporthales, Cryphonectriaceae. The record is from RefSeq and is a predicted model, not a curated record. The coding region runs from base 1 to 4581 and encodes 1526 amino acids. The transcript has 3 exons. Gene Ontology annotation, molecular function: ATP binding; ABC-type transporter activity; ATP hydrolysis activity. Gene Ontology annotation, cellular component: membrane. Gene Ontology annotation, biological process: transmembrane transport.